Messenger RNA from Lactuca sativa (garden lettuce), 1497 nucleotides. Its product is annotated as FAD/NAD(P)-binding oxidoreductase family protein. Lineage: Eukaryota; Viridiplantae; Streptophyta; Magnoliopsida; Asterales; Asteraceae. The record is from RefSeq and is a predicted model, not a curated record.
UUCUAUCUGGUCCUAUCAUCUGUCGAGUUUGAGAGAGAGAGAGAGGGUGAGGAGGCCGUAGAUGAAAGAGAGUAAGGGGAGGGCGGUGGUGGUCGGAGGGAGCAUAGCAGGAGUAUGCUCCGCGCACGCGCUGUUAUCGGCAGGGUGGGAAGUUAUGGUGCUGGAGAAAACCACCGCUCCUCCUACCGGAAGUCCAACGGGCGCCGGGCUAGGCCUCGAUCCGUUGGCUCGAAGAAUAAUCAAUUCAUGGCUUCCACAGCAACAAUCCGAUAAUCUUCUCAACAAUCAUACCUUACCACUCACAAUCGAUCAGAACCAAGCUACCGAUGUAGAGAAAAAAAUCAGUCGCGUGUUGACAAGAGAUGAGAGCUUCAAUUUCAGGGCUGCGUACUGGUCUGAUCUUCAUGGUCUCUUAUACAAGGCACUCCCUCGAGAUAUAUUCCUCUGGGGCCAUUUGUUUCUAUCAUUCCAUGUAUCUGAUGACAAAAAAUCUGUUAAAGUUCAAUGUAAACACCUUCAAACAGGAAAAAUGAUUGAGAUUGUUGGGGAUUUGCUAGUUGCAGCAGAUGGUUGUAUGUCUUCAAUUCGCCAGACAUUCCUUCCUGACCUCAAAUUGAGGUACUCUGGUUACUGUGCUUGGAGAGGGGUUUUGGAUCUUUCAGAUGAUGAAAAAUCAGAAAUUUUAGUUGACUUGAAAAAAGUUUACCCAGAUUUGGGGAAGUGCCUAUAUUUUGACUUGGGUAAUGGAACUCAUAGCGUGUUUUAUGAGCUUCUGAACAAAAGGAUCAACUGGAUUUGGUAUGUUAAUCAACCAGAGCCACAACUUAAGGGGAAUUCUGUAACUAUGAAAGUAAGCAACAACAUGAUCAAGAAAAUGCAAGAUGAAGCACAAAAAGUAUGGGUACCUGAACUCACAAGAAUCAUAAAAGAAACCAAACAACCAUUUUUAAACGUCAUAUACGAUUGCAACCCUUUAAAACAAAUCGUGUGGGGCCCAGUGGUGCUUAUUGGAGACGCAGCCCACCCAACAACACCACAUGGUUUGAGAAGCACAAACAUGUCUAUCUUAGAUGCAUCAGUUUUAGGUCAAUGUCUUAUGAAAUCAGGAGUUGAAAACUUAGUGGCUGGAUUACGAGAAUAUCAGUCGAUUAGGGUUCCAGUUACUUCAAAACAAGUCUUACAUUCACGAAGAUUGGGUCGGAUUAAACAGGGUCUGCUUUUGGAUAAUGGGAAGGCUUUUGAUCCGAAAAAUGCUACUUUAGAAGAAUUAGGUGUUCUUCAACAGAAAAAUAUGCCGGGGUUUGAUGAUGUGCCUUUGGGUUUGAGUACUACAAUUGAUGCAAGUAAAUAUAGCUCGAAGUUGUAGACGUGUUGUAAUUAAAUAGGUUGUUAGUUAUGAUCAUGUAUAGUUAGCAAUGUUGUAUAAUUCAUUUUGACCAUUAAUAUUUCACUAUACAUACAAAUAAGAGAAAAAGACAACCACAAAUUUCAAAACUA